Messenger RNA from Cephus cinctus (wheat stem sawfly), 2717 nucleotides. Its product is annotated as UPF0668 protein C10orf76 homolog. Lineage: Eukaryota; Metazoa; Arthropoda; Insecta; Hymenoptera; Cephidae. Gene Ontology annotation, cellular component: cytosol. The transcript has 11 exons. Gene Ontology annotation, biological process: regulation of Golgi organization. The record is from RefSeq and is a predicted model, not a curated record. Bases 237 to 2195 code for a protein of 652 amino acids.
AAAUUUGAAGCGUAAUGGCUCCCUGUCAUUUCACUGAAAGGUUAUUUUCGUGAUUUUGUGCGGAAUUUUAGAAAGAUUUGUCACAGUAAUUUUUUACAUUCUCUGAAUGAAUUAACUUUUUUAUCACGAGCACAAGGAAUAUCCCGAAUGACUUUUUCUUAGGUUUAGUUGGCGCGGUAUAUACGCGUUUAAUGUGCUUGAUGUGACGAAUGACAAAUUUGAGAUAAACUAUCAGAAUGGCCAUGGCAAUGCGUAAAAGAAGUGGCUCUGGUUCAAAGCGCCAGCACAAGGGAAAGCUUGUUCCAAUUUAUGAAAGUUUUUUUAAAGGAGAGGAUCUGACAUUAGCUCAUCCAAACUUUUGGAAUGAAUUAUUCCUUAUCAAACCAAUGGUUCCUCACAUUGAAAGUGAAAUUUUGCGGAUGACAACAGACCAGUUAAAUGCCAGCAGAGAAAACCUAAAUGCCUUAGUAUGUCACUGUGUCGAUACUCUCGUGGACGAGCAUCCUUUUCGCGUGGUGUAUGCCCUGCAAACUUUAGCUGCUGUUAUACAAUCGAUGUACAAAAAAGCUAGUCAGGGUGACUGUGGUUUCAACCUAAUAGACAUUUUAGUGGGAUUUGAUUCUGCAGAGCAGAGAAUGACGACUCUUAUGCAGCACUGUAACAAUUUCUUGACUGGAGAGUAUCCAGAUAGUUUAAAAGCUUUGUGCUUGAAACUUUUGCUUAUUAUUGUCACUGGAAUGGAUAAUGUUAGCCAGAAUACCUUACUGGAGUAUGUGAUGCUAAACAGUGUCUUUGAAUCAUUGGUGCAAUUACUAAGAGACACUUCAGCAAGAAAUCGACAUGGACAUGACGCAGUUUUGCUUUUGACACUUCUAGUCAAUUACAGAAAACACGAAAGUGCUAAUCCUUAUAUUGUCAAGCUUUCAAUUUUGGAUGAUGAGCUAGCUUUAAAUGGAUAUGGUCAAAUAAUAUCGAGUUCAUUGACAGAUUUUUGCAGACAGUUUGCUCAACAAAGAGCAGAGGUUCAGGCAUCCUGGCUAUCCUCAUUAACGAGCAUAGUAGGAAAUAUGUUUGUUGGCGAGGAAGAAGCAAAAACGCAACAAAUUCGAGCAAACAAUGCUCUGCUAUUGGCUUUAUACGAGGCAACACAUUUAAAUAGAAAUUUUGUGACUACUUUGGCCUAUACUCAGAGUGAUACCAGUGCACCACCUUCGCCUAAUAAUACUCUGGGUCCAAAUGCAGUUGCACCAGGUGCUCAGCCACCUGAUGUUAUGGCACAGCCGUUUAAUCUGCUUGCAACAUUUUUCCAAUAUUGCUCGAUAGUUAUGCAAGUAAUGAGGACAGAGGCGAUAGUGAACAACGUUAAACUGUGCUUCCUGAUACUUAGCUGCAUUGCCGAAGACCAAUAUGCUAAUAGCUUAAUGCACGAUGCAAAUUUGGCUUUUAGAGUACAGUUGCAUCGAGUUCCGAUGCACCACAGGAAGUUGCAAGACAAAUUUGCUCCUACUCAACCCCUAGCGGCUACCCUACUUGAUCUACUGGUUGAAUUUGUCACAUCUCACAUGAUGAAAAAAUUUCCACUGGAGUUAUAUCUCCAGUGUAUAGGUGUACUCCAAAGGCUGCUUUGCUAUCAAAAGAGGUGUAGAGUACGAUUAGGAUAUCAAUGGCGCGAUUUAUGGACAGCUCUGAUCAAUCUCUUAAAAUUCUUAACUACUCAUGAAAAUCAUUUGGUUAAGAAAAUGAAUAUCUUUCCUCUCGCUAUACAGGUUGUAAACAUCCUGAAUCUAUUUAUUACUUACGGAGAUACCUUCCUAUCUUCUCCAAGUAGUUACGACGAACUCUUCUAUGAGAUCAUUAGAAUGCGCCUUAUCUUUACUAAUCUUAAUGCAAUGGCUUUAAGAUAUUCCACGAGUGAAUCCUACGAGUACAAGGAACACGCGCUUAAGCUCGCCAACUGUCUUGUCAAUAUGCGAGACAUCGUGAAUCAUUUCCCACCAAAGAUAGCUGAAUGGCUAGCAAGUGAAAGUCUUUCGACUCCUACAGAACAGCAAAUUUUGACAGUCAUCAUUCAAAAUUAUGACAGUCUAACGCUAAAGCUCCAGGAUAAUUUGGAUCAAUACGAAAGAUACACAGAGAAACCAAAACAUACAUCAUUCUUCGAAGAAAUGUAUUGCUUCUUCAGGUUACCGGGGUAGUUAUGGAUACUCGUGGAUCAAUAGAUCUAAGUGCUUUGGAUACGCAAGCCAUUCUGCAGGAGUUAUCAAGUAUUUCGUAACAAUGGAUGAAGACCGAAGCGUUCGAUUCAAUAUGUACAAUGUGUAUUGUGACACCAUUAAUAAUACUUGCUCGUAUUUGUGCUUAUAUGCUGCAAAAAGAGUGUUUAGUGCCAUGCUCGCGAGUUUUCGUAAAUUAUGUGACAGCGAGCGAGGAUGGAAUUUUGGAUAGACUCUGUAUUAACAAAAUCGUGUUUUAUAUUCCCAAUGUGCUGUGACAUAUGGUUUUUCCUCAUCUAGGAGGAGCCAAUUACUUAUUUCGGGAAGAUUCAUCUAUCUCCUUAAACUUUUGUAUAAUUACAUAAUUUGGACUACAAUGUUCAUUAAAGAAAGUAUUGAGAAAUUAAAUGGUUUUGCGAAAAUCCGACCAAUAUAAGAUACGUCGUGGAGUAUUGUAAAUCGAUGCAAGAGAUUUGAGAGUAAUAAAAUAAAUAUUCAAAUGAU